CCAUGGCGCCUCACUUUCCCCUUGCCGGUGCAGGAGCAUCUUCUUUCCUGGCGGCUGCAGCCGGGCCCCAGCAGGGCUGCAGCAACAUCAUCAUUGGUUCCUGCACAUCAUUUCUUCCAGCCUUACAUCAACAUUGAAACCUUGACAGCCCCUGCAUCUGUUUGUGAGCACGUCAGCCUAGCAUUAGCGAGCGGCCAUGCCACCAGCUGAUUGCCUCUUGGCUCAAACAACUUCCAAUCAAAUAAGAUUAUGCUUUGGAGUUAUUGACAGACUACCGCGAUCAAAUCAGGCAUGCUCAAAUGUCUGUUGCACACUUAGGAGGCCUCUGAAGUUGGUUGGUAGUUGCAAGCUUCGCUCUGGUGCAUUUGACCUGCAUAAAACGGGCCAACUUCGGUUGCACAGCAGGACGUUUGGACAAAAGCAGCAGGUGAAGGGGACAAGGAGCAUUGUGGGACAGAAAAGUAACAUGGGAGCCUCAGAGGCUGCGGAGACGGAUCGCAACAUGGCCAUCGGGGCUGGGGUGACGCCCCUCUUCCCUGGGUUCAACGACCUAUACUACAGUGACACCGCGACAUGCGAGUCGAGGUUUCGGAAUGGAUACUUCGACGAGUCGGACAAAGACCCGUUGGCGUUUAUGACGCUGCGAAACCAGGUUCAGUUGAGCACGUAUGGGAACAGCAUUGGGAAGAACAUGAAGGAUCUGUAUCGGUUUGUCAGCGACCACUUGAGAGGCGCCAUUGGCAGUGUCCACUUGCUGCCGAUCUACCCCUCCUCUGGGGAUGGCGGUUUUGCACCGAUAGCUUAUACGAGCGUCGACCCGGAGAUGGGCUCAUGGGAUGACGUCAAAACGAUUUCGGACCGCUACGAUCUGUGCGUGGAAUUCAUGGUCAACCACAUAUCGCCGGAAUCGGACCAGUUUAAGGACUUUAUCCAGAAAGGGGAUGACUCGGAGUUUGCGGAGAUGUUCAUUGACUGGGACAAGUUCUGGCCCGAAGGACGUCCGACCAAGGAGGACCUAGCGCGAAUCCGGACGCGCAAGGGAGAGGCGCCCGUCUUGGAGGUAGAGAUGGCGGACGGGAGCAAGCGGCGGGUCUGGUGCACCUUUGGCCCGCAGCAGAUAGACAUCAACCCAAUGACUCCCGCGGGUUGGAAGUUCGUGCACACGUCCAUCUGCAGCCUUUACAACAAGGGGGCACGUGUCAUCCGCCUGGACGCCUUUGGGUACUUCACCAAAAAGCUGGGAACGCGCUGCUUCUUCGAGGAGCCGGAGAGCUGGGAGCUGUUGGAGAACAUCGAGAAGCUUGUAGAGGAACGGGGCAUCAGAUUGCUUUGCGAGGUGCACGAGGAGUACGAGACGAACCUGAAGAUCGCGGAGCGCGGCUACUGGGUGUACGACUUCGCUCUCCCGCUCCUAGUUCUCCACGCCUUCCACUUCCGGACUGCCGAAAAUCUGAGACAUUGGCUCCACAUCUGCCCGCGGCGGCAGAUCACCGUUUUGGAUACGCACGACGGGAUGGGGAUUGAUGACAUUUCGGGACUGGCUACGGUGUGCGAUACGGAGGAAUUGAAAAAGAUUGCGUCCGAGGCGCAGUCCAAAAACCUUGCGUCUAUCACGCCGAAGUUCCUGUACGACCCGGAAAAGUCGGUCUACGUGUCCAACCCGCACCAAAUCAACUGUACAUACUACUCCGCGUGCGAGCAAGAGGACCAUCUAUACCUUUUGGCGCGCGCCAUACAAUUCUUUUGCCCGGGGAUCCCGCUAGUGUACUACGUCGGGAUGCUGGCCGGCAGUAACGACCUGUGCCUGGCGAAGAGAACCGGCAGCGGACGGGAGAUAAACCGGCACCGGUACUCGUACGAGCAGGCGGUCGAAGAAGUGCAAAGACCGGUCGUGCAGACUCUGCUAGAAAUGUGCCGGUUCCGGAAUCAGCACCCCGCGUUUCGCGGGCGGAUGCACGUGGAAGAUGACGUGCCGGGCCACGUGCUGGUGGUGACGUGGCAGAACGGGGAGGCGCGCGCGACGCUGACCGUCGAUUUCCAGACCAAGGCGUACAACAUAGCGCAUACUGGGCACGAUCAUAAGGAGGGGGACGAGUUGCGGGUUGUGCGGUUUGAGAGGGGUGGGGAGGGGUCUCACGAGGACAGCAUUCUGGGUUUGGAUACGACCGUGCGAAUGGCGCCAGAGCGGGGGGAGAUGGUUGUCUCGGCCUGAAGGAAGCAUAAAGUAUUGCAGGCGCGCGCCGCAACCGUCAGGUCGAUUGGCCUUAUUGUAUUUAUCUAUUCUCGAAUCGCAAGUAUUGAAUACUUUCAGUUAAAGCAGAGGAAGCAUGAGUUGGGCAGUUGUGCCUGUGUAUGAACAGUUGGUGGUCGAUAAAAGCUAACGGCGCUUCUGCGAAUUCUUGGUCAAAAAGGAGAGUAUAAAGCAUGCAGAUUUGGACAGCGUGAACGAUUCAUCAAUGUAUUAUCAAUUGACGUACAUUGUUCCUUAGCCGGUUGUAACACACACCAUCGACAAUUGAUCCUAAGUAGCAUGAAGCUGGGAAUGAGUUCAUCGACGAGAAUAUUGGGACGCUAAUUGAAUUGUAUAAGGGCAUAAACAUCACCUCUAGACUUCUCUUUUCCUGCGGCCAUGUGAAAACAGAAAUUUUCACGUCUGCCGUACGACUUCAG
Klebsormidium nitens is the source of this 2670-nucleotide messenger RNA. The record is from the annotation of a GenBank genome assembly. NCBI's taxonomy places the organism in Eukaryota, Viridiplantae, Streptophyta, Klebsormidiophyceae, Klebsormidiales, Klebsormidiaceae.